This is a messenger RNA of Aspergillus udagawae, 879 nucleotides long. Its product is annotated as DUF3632 domain-containing protein. The transcript has 2 exons. The record is from RefSeq and is a predicted model, not a curated record. Bases 1 to 879 code for a protein of 292 amino acids. NCBI's taxonomy places the organism in Eukaryota, Fungi, Ascomycota, Eurotiomycetes, Eurotiales, Aspergillaceae.
AUGGAUUCUGAAUCUGAGGCUUUCGUCACAGCGCAGAGCCAGAAAAAAUACGCCCCACCUACGCACAUGCUCUCAGCAAUCAGGUCGCUGUUGGCGGACUCUUCAACACCACCAUCAGCGGCAGCCAGAGAAGCAGUGUCGUCCUUCAUCGCGGAGUCCAAUCCAGACCCGGACUACACAUCUCUAUGGCCUCUCCUUUUUGCAGCAAUCGGUAAAUUUACGGGCCAGAAUGACCGCCUAGUGGACUUUGUUGCGGAACUGAAGAGUCUGUCUGACUGCAACGGAGCUUUUGGUCGGCUGGAUGGGCUCAGUGAAUAUAUGACGGAGUUUGUCUUUGACUACGUUGACCAUCCAUUUUAUGAUUCUCGACGCGAUGAAAAGCGGCAAAGUUGGGUUAAUGUCAAUUCUUUCGCAGCCAAGCUCUAUGCUCGGGGCGUCCGUGCUAAUAACGUCGGUCAUCUCCGUCACGGUGGUUGGGUCUUGAGAAAGACACUGGAGAAAGCACCGUGGGAGAAGUUCCACCAUGAAGACAUCGAACAGGAGCUCGAGGACCUUGACAAUGAUGAGGAUGAAGAUGAGUAUUGUAAGCAGCGAGAUCUCCUGCUGGAGGAGAUUGAUAUCAGGUCGCUCAAUGGGUGGGUACCCGCCGCAGCGCAGUGGAUCAGACAUUGUGGCAAGGAGAUAUAUGAAAUGGAAGGAUCAAUGGGAAGAGAAUUUCCCACUAAGUGGACAGGAUCCGAAGGUUGGUCAAAGGAACGGUGGGCGUUCUGGAAGGAAAGAUUUGAGUGGAUCAGCUUAGUCACUGCUCUGGAUCGAAAGACACGCAGGAUAGCGAAGGAGAUGGUGAAAGAAAUGGCAAGAAUCGAAAGAUUCGGAUAG